This is a messenger RNA of Mangifera indica (mango), 1435 nucleotides long. Its product is annotated as seipin-1. Gene Ontology annotation, cellular component: endoplasmic reticulum membrane. The transcript has 2 exons. NCBI's taxonomy places the organism in Eukaryota, Viridiplantae, Streptophyta, Magnoliopsida, Sapindales, Anacardiaceae. Gene Ontology annotation, biological process: lipid droplet organization; lipid storage. Bases 16 to 1257 code for a protein of 413 amino acids. The record is from RefSeq and is a predicted model, not a curated record.
UUCUCCCUCAUAAAAAUGGAACAUCAACAGCAACAACAAAACUUUCCGUUCAUUCUAAAACCACUUGACUGGCUCCCUAAACUCCUCUCUUUCCAAGCAGAUAUUCUUUACAACUGCAUUCUCGUCCUCGCUUGGCCUCUCUUUUCUCUUCUCUCCAUGGCCUCCGACUCCUACCGCCGUGCCGAGAAGUCUGCCUCAGCCACUUUUGAAACGGCGGUGCACAAGAUCCCUUGUAAGAUCACCCACGGCAGUGCUUCUAUGGUGAAAAAACUGGGGUUUGGCCUUCUGGGUGCCGUACAUGUAGGCAUGUUUCUGCUGGUGCUGCUGGUUAUCGCCACUGUGUUGGGUGUUGGGCUGGUGCAAGUGUGGGUGGAGGAGCCUGUAUUUGUUAGAGAGAGGCUGUUCUUUGACUACACUAAGGCUAAUCCUGAGGCUGUAUUUUCAUUUGGGACAAGCAGCAAGAAUAACAGAAGGAAAAUCGGUGUUCCUUCUGGGCACACAUUACAGGUUUCUUUGAUGCUUUUAAUGCCUGAAUCUGAAUUUAAUAGAGAUAUUGGGGUUUUUCAGUUGACUGCAGAAGUUUUAUCCAUCAAUGGAAACGUGAUAGGAAAAUUCAGCCAGCCCUGCAUGUUGCGAUUCAGAAGCUUCCCGGUUCGGCUGACACGGACAUUUCUCAUGGGAGUACCUCUUGUACUAGGAAUUUCAGAUGAGACACAGAGAAUGACACUCAAAAUCCUUAAGCACAAGGAGGGGGUUCAAAGAUCCGAAGCAAUCAGAGUUAUUUUGAGUCCAAGGGCCGGAACUUCAUCUCCUCCACAGCUGUACGAAGCUGAAAUCCUUCUCAACUCAAACCUGCCUUGGAUGAAACAGUUGGUUCGCAACUGGAAAUGGACAUUUUAUGUAUGGGCGUCUAUAGAUAUAUUCAUUAUGCUUGUUUUCACUCUCAUUUUCUGCUGUAGACAGCUCUUAUUUCCAAUGGCAUCACCCAGUGUUGGAGCUCCCAGCAAUGAGAUUACUGAGAAAGAUUUGACAGCAGAGUCGAUUGAAGAAUCCCAGAAAUGGGGUGAAUACGAAGGGAAUAUUUCAGAAUCAUUGAGGAAAUGGCGACUAAGGAGAAGGAAGAGAAAAGCAAUGUUUUUACGUGAAGAAGAAACUACAGCCUCAUCGACAACAAGCAUGAAGAUAACUAGGGAAGAAACAAGUGAAGUUAUCCCAGAGGAAAUUAGGGAUUCAGAGUCCGUGUGCUCCGGAGGUUGAAUGCUUCCAAACAUGUAAUUCUGUAGUCAUUCGGAUAACUUGAAACGAUUAGGUAUCUUUCUGCAGAAGAUAACGAGUUAUCAGUAUGUAUCGUGAAAUUAAACAUGUUCAUUUUGCCAAUCUAAGUUCAUCGGCCACCGGAAAGUAGUACCAUACAAAGUGCAUUGAUCGAUGUCAA